Messenger RNA from Ochlerotatus camptorhynchus, 1276 nucleotides. RefSeq names its product plasminogen receptor (KT). Gene Ontology annotation, cellular component: plasma membrane. NCBI's taxonomy places the organism in Eukaryota, Metazoa, Arthropoda, Insecta, Diptera, Culicidae. The record is from RefSeq and is a predicted model, not a curated record. Gene Ontology annotation, biological process: positive regulation of plasminogen activation. The transcript is spliced from 3 exons. The coding region runs from base 518 to 976 and encodes 152 amino acids.
GAUGCACAUUUCCUAAUCCGAUGCUUAUCGUCUUAUCACUAAUUUACCAGUCCCAUCGUUUCAGUCGAGUCGAAACAAAAUAAACAGAGAGCAGGCUCUAUAAUGGGCACGAGAGAACGGCACACACCGGAAACGAUGCGUCUGCGCAGUAUGUCCCAAACAUGUGCUCUAAUCAAAAACCAAUAUACGGAAAUACGUAAAGGUUCAGAAAGUGUCAUAUUUGUGUAUACAACAAGAAUGUUUACUCUGCAGAGCAGAGCGAGUUGGUGGCGUAACAGUGACAGAGUUUCUAUCCUGACCUAGAAGAGUCCAGAGCAGGUGCAGUGAAGCUGGAGACAAUAAGUCUAGCGAAAUUUGUAGAACAACCAAUUGCCUUUGCUUUCAACUGAAAAACUGUACGGAUUUCGGGUGAUCGAUUUCAAUAAUAGAUAGUUUUAGUGUGUGAGGCUGUGAUAUACCCAGUAGGGCACCAUCAGUUAACAGUAGAAUCUUACGGUUACAAACAACAACAACAAAAAUGGGAAGUUUUUUCUCGCAUCCAACUGGGGCGGAAGUGUUGAAGAAGAACCAGGAGUACAUUUCCGAGAUGAAUAAAAUUAAGAUGGAACGCUGGAUCCAGAUGCACUACCAGAUCAAGGAACGGGAAGCAGCGAUGGAAAUUUCCCGUACUCGGGAACUAUUCUACUGGCUGGGAUCGUUCUACUGUGUCUCCACACUUGGCUUCAUUGGUCGAUUUAACAAAACCAAAAUGCCAGGAACGCUAGCACCGAUUGUGCCACUAACAUUCAUCGUGGCUUAUUAUGCCGAUUUGGCGUACGGGACAAAAGUACAUCGAAUAAUAGCGGAAGCCGAGAUGAUUAUGCAGCACGAACCGGAGGUGCUGGAGUGGCCCAGCGGGCUACCGACGGUAUCGGAAAUCGAUUCCGCUCGGAUGGAGAACGACGAUAAGAUUCGUAUGCAUCCUCAUCACAACUAAGAGCUGAUUACCAAUUGAGAGACGAAGUCGAUAAAGCUCAAUAAAUAAAACAUGAGAAGAGAAUGAGGCAUGGAGAGAUUUGAUAAUAGGAAGGAAAGGAUAUAAAGCAGCCGUGCAUGGAAAGCAUGCAGGCUAGCUACAAACAACAGUGGAUACAACACAUCAUCACGGCAACACGGGGAUAUUAUUCCACCGCACAGUGAGCGAAGGUAAAUGUGUAUGGGUGUGUGAGUUAAUUUCUAGGGAUAACAAUGUCGUAUGAACGUCACUAUUCAUUUAGCUCUUUUGAAGUGUAUCUGA